This is a messenger RNA of Alosa alosa (allis shad), 2584 nucleotides long. It is a transcript of the gene gla, whose product is annotated as galactosidase, alpha. Gene Ontology annotation, cellular component: cytoplasm. Gene Ontology annotation, biological process: glycoside catabolic process; glycosylceramide catabolic process; oligosaccharide metabolic process. The coding region runs from base 277 to 1506 and encodes 409 amino acids. Lineage: Eukaryota; Metazoa; Chordata; Actinopteri; Clupeiformes; Clupeidae. The record is from RefSeq and is a predicted model, not a curated record. The transcript has 7 exons. Gene Ontology annotation, molecular function: alpha-galactosidase activity.
AAUACCGAGACUGUGGUGGUCUUAUGCGGGAGUAAGUCACAAGUAGGCUACAUGUGUUGUAGCUGACCACUCAGACCAGACCACAAAAAAUGUAUUCAUGUAAAUGAUUGAUAUCAGAGUUCGUCUCUUUCAGUGGGCUGGUCUUAAUUCAAACAAGGAAGCUGCUCCAGCGGUGUUGUUGCCGCGCGGAAAUGUGAAAACAGUUUGCCGUUUAACCGGAGAGGGUUAAGGCGGUUUAACGAUAGAGAUUAGCAGUGGACCACAUCCAUAACAAAAAUGAUAAUUUACCUACUCAUAACGGUUGUGUUCGUUGCUGUUUAUCCAGUCCAAACGUUAGACAAUGGCCUUGCCCUGACCCCUACAAUGGGAUGGUUGCACUGGGAGAGAUUCAUGUGCAACACUGAUUGUGCCAUGGACCCUCAUAACUGCAUAAGGGAGGAGCUGUACAUGCAGAUGGCGGACGUGAUGGUGAAGGAGGGUUGGCUGGAGGCGGGCUAUGAGUAUGUGUGCAUAGACGACUGUUGGCCCCUUCACCAGCGGGAUCCCCAGGGACGCCUGCAAGCCGACCCCAAGAGGUUCCCCAGCGGCAUCAAGAAGCUGGCCGACUACGUUCAUUCUAAGGGUUUAAAACUGGGAAUCUAUGCUGAUGUGGGGUCCAAGACUUGUGCUGGCUACCCUGGCAGCCUAGGUCACUACGAAACUGAUGCCAAAACCUUUGCUGAAUGGGGUGUGGAUUUGUUGAAGUUCGAUGGCUGCUAUAUGAACUGGACUAUGCUCGGAGAAGGUUAUAAGAAUAUGUCCAGAGCUUUGAAUCAAACGGGAAGAAGCAUUGUUUACUCCUGCGAGUGGCCACUGUACGAGUGGCCGUAUCACGAGCCAAAUUACACAGCGAUUAGGGAGACUUGCAACCACUGGAGAAACUUUGCAGACGUGUACGACUCAUGGAGUAGCAUUAAAACCAUUCUGGACUGGACAGCAACCAAUCAGAGGAUCCUCACCCCGGCUGCAGGACCCGGCGGGUGGAACGACCCAGAUAUGCUGGUCAUUGGAAACUUUGGGCUGAGCCAUAACCAGCAGCAGUCUCAGAUGGCCCUGUGGGCCAUCAUGGCCGCCCCGUUGCUGAUGUCCAAUGACCUGCGAGACAUCUGUCCCAAGUCCAAAGAGCUGCUGCAGAACCGGAGGAUCAUCGCCAUCAACCAGGAUCCUCUGGGGAAACAGGGCAACCGGACGGGAGUGGUGGACCAAUUUGAGAUAUGGGAGCGUCCUCUGUCCGGAGCCAGGCUGGCCCUGGCCAUCCUCAACAGACAGGAGAUCGGAGGACCGCGAGGGUUCCCCCUCACACUGGCUACUCUGCCCAAUUACCAGUACUGCAACCCCACGUGUAACGUCACACAGAUCCUGCCCGUGUACCAAGAGCUGGGGGUCCAGGGUCUCUUCACUAAGCUGGUGCUGAAGAUCAACCCCUCAGGCACAGCGCUACUGACCGUACGUCACAUUCAGGACUAGUGCUGCAGCGAACGGUUAUUUUCAUAGGUUGAUUAAUCUGAUUGUUUGAGAUUAAAUGAUUAAGUGUUUCAUAAAAUAUCAGGAAAUGGUGAAAAAAAAAAAAAAUCAAUUUUCCUAAAGCCUGAGGUGGUCCUAAAAUGCCUUAUCCACUUGCCAAAAACAUGGAACAUUUUCAUCUUUACUUUUCUAAGUUCAAAAAGCUGCCAUUAGAGGAUUGAGAUUUUCCUUAAAAGUGACACUUGCUAAACAGUUAAUUUUGGGUAACAAUAGUUGACAAUUGCGUUCUUUAAAGUGCUUUUCAGGAAGCGAAGAUUAAGGGUCAAACAGACACAAGCACUUUACAUCAUGGGAGUUUUUCCACUUGCACUUGUAUGUCUAACACAAGACUACCCAGCUGUAACUAGGGCACCACAAUAGACUACAGGCACAAAAGAGAUUACUACAGGCACAAAAUGCUUAAUAUAACUUCUACGAAGACCAUUUGAUGGUAAACAAAAUUGUAAUAGGCGAAUCGUUCACCUAGUGUGGCUGUACAGCAUAAAUGUAGCGCGUCGCUAAACUGAGGAAACCUUGUCAGCAAAUUCCAAAUUAGACAUUUGGACUUUUGCCCAAAUUGUGCAGCCCUAGUUGUAACAGGUUUAUGCCCUAAGUGCAUACAGCAACAGAUAGCUUGAAAGGUUUGCUAGGUGUGUACGCCUGUUGUAAAAUGUUUAUUUGAGCCACAUGUACCAUUGGUCAUCUAUAUGGACAGGCAAUGUGAACAGGCUGAAGGACAUUGCUGAAAUCUACAUGCCAUCUCACAUCCAUACUUUGCUUUUGGGAGAGCAAUUAGAACAAUAUGUUGUCGGUUAUUAAAUGUAAUUUGCUUCUAUCAAACUCAAAUGAAUUGAGAAGCCUCUUGCCACUCUGAAAAAACUUGAAAUGAAUCAUGGAAAUGGCAUCACAAAACUUGAAGGAGCCAUUCACUUUGUCCCAGAUUUCAUAAUGUACUCCACAGGUUCACACUGAAAUCAGACAGAUGCUUCAGUAACCUAUCUGCUGAUAAACCAUUCUCUGUAAAUAAAUCCAUCAGUCUUUA